AUGAAAUGGCCUUACACCGAAGUAUGGAUAGGGUUGGCCAUAAUUUGCUUCGUCUGGUACAAUUAUGGCAUUGACAAGCUCGCUGCUGCUGCUGCUGUCGCACCCUUCCUUCCGCAAUUCACAUUCCGAAAGUCGCAGCAGCAGGAAGUCCGCUAUACUUCUCUUUCGCCAGUGGCGGUCACAGCCUCCACCCAGGACAAGAAAGUGACACUGCAGACCCUCAGGGGCAUGUAUAAGCGGGGCGACCCAAUUACAAUACUCACAGCAUAUGACUUUCCCAGUCGCCAUGUGGCCGACGCAGCGGGCAUGUAUAUGGUCUUGCUGGGUGAUAGUCUGGCCAUGGUUACACUGGGACUGAAGGACACAAGCCGGAGUCCGGUUGUCAGGCAUGUUAGCGGGUUUCGAGUCCAGGGGAAAUCAACGGCGGUGGUGCUGCAGGUCUUGAGGGACCUGCAGGCGGUUCAGGAGGCCGGAGCGUCUAUGAUUGUGGUUGGGGCCGUGUCUCCUGAAAUUGCAGCCAUCGUGACUAAGAAGCUGCGUGUGCUGAUGAUGAUUGGUAUUGGUGCUGGCAAUCGUUGUUCCAGACAAGUGCUGGAGAUUGAUAUGUUGAAUAAUUAUUCCCUAGGUCAAUUCCUGCCCAAGUCUGCUAAGUGA
Aspergillus tubingensis is the source of this 654-nucleotide messenger RNA. RefSeq names its product 3-methyl-2-oxobutanoate hydroxymethyltransferase PanB. The transcript has 4 exons. Gene Ontology annotation, molecular function: magnesium ion binding; 3-methyl-2-oxobutanoate hydroxymethyltransferase activity. The coding region runs from base 1 to 654 and encodes 217 amino acids. Gene Ontology annotation, biological process: pantothenate biosynthetic process. Gene Ontology annotation, cellular component: mitochondrion. NCBI's taxonomy places the organism in Eukaryota, Fungi, Ascomycota, Eurotiomycetes, Eurotiales, Aspergillaceae. The record is from RefSeq and is a predicted model, not a curated record.